Messenger RNA from Fragaria vesca subsp. vesca, 757 nucleotides. RefSeq lists its product as uncharacterized. Lineage: Eukaryota; Viridiplantae; Streptophyta; Magnoliopsida; Rosales; Rosaceae. The transcript has 4 exons. The record is from RefSeq and is a predicted model, not a curated record. The coding region runs from base 379 to 702 and encodes 107 amino acids.
UCUCUCUCUCUCCCUCUCUCUCUCCAUAUGAAGAUUUCCGAUGCUGAAUUUUUUGAAGCUUUGCUUCUUGUCUGAUUUGUCAAGUCUCUCGAUCUGUCGAUGAUUUGAUGCCUCAGACAAGGAGUGAAAUUUCAACUGGGUUGAUCUGUCGAUGAUUUGAUGCCUCAGACAAGGAGUGAAAUUUCAACUGGGUUGAUGACGGAAGUGGUUGUAUCCGGCGAAUUUGGCCGCAAGUUCUAUCAAUUCAAUGGCCCAUAUUUGUACAGUAACCCAGCUAGGGUUUCCUAUAUAAUUUCCUCUCCAGCUUCCUUAACUGCAGCCUCCAGGUCCAGGAGAAAGAAGAAAAAUUGAAGGCCUGAACCGGAAAGAAGCUUAAGAAUGUUUGCCUUCAGCCCUCAUUUGAUUGUCCCUGUGCUUCCUCCUCUGUCUGGCGGUGGCGGUGACCGUGGCGGCGGCGGUGAUCCACCCAAAGACGGCAAUGGCAAUGGCGGUGGCGGUGGCGGUGGUGACAAGCCACCUCGAGGUCCCGUUAUACUUUUUGGGUUCCCUAUGAGGUUCUUGUGGAAACGUCCAAAUAAAGAUUCUCCAAAUCCCAAACGUAACGUGUCUUAUCCCAGAUCAGAACUGGAAAUUUCCCUGACGACUGAAGGCAAGAAGCCCAUCACACCUGUUCCACCGAAGAGGUCUUUUCUACGCCUUUGAGCACAUUGAACUGAAUUUCACAUUUUUGUAUGAAGCUCUUGAACUGAAUUUUGGA